Messenger RNA from Boleophthalmus pectinirostris (great blue-spotted mudskipper), 2512 nucleotides. RefSeq names its product TRAF-type zinc finger domain containing 1 (gene trafd1). Gene Ontology annotation, molecular function: zinc ion binding. The transcript is spliced from 12 exons. The record is from RefSeq and is a predicted model, not a curated record. The coding region runs from base 283 to 1869 and encodes 528 amino acids. Lineage: Eukaryota; Metazoa; Chordata; Actinopteri; Gobiiformes; Gobiidae.
GCUUGGAUUGCGUGAGGCGUACGGAGGGUGUUUUUUUCUGGCACGUCAGGCUGGAGUCAAGUCACUUUAGUUUCAUUUUAAUUAAAUCUUCGCCCGUACACCGCGAAAGACUCACCGACAUGCAGUGACAUUUACCGGACAGUUUCCCAGGGGCGGAAGGGGAACGAUCUCGCAUUGUUUUUAGUUUGAUCUCUCUUUUUAGCAACUCUAAUGUGCUAACUGCUAGCUGCUAAGCGGUGUUUGCUAACGGACAUCACGUCAACAUUCCUUGAAAACUCAAGCAUGGCAGAUGAAAAUACACAGUUUUGUGGAAACUGCAAACAUGACAUUCCAGAAGCAAACUUUACCACUCACGAAAUCCACUGUCACCGGAACAUCGCCUUGUGUGACGUGUGUCAGGAGCCUGUUCCCCGGGCAGAGCUGCACACCCACAAGCAGCAGGAGCACUCCCAGGUUUCAUGCAAGUGCGGCCUGAAGAUUGAUAAAAACCUCUUUGACGUCCAUCAGAACGCUGAGUGUCCCCAGCGUCUGGUGCCGUGCCCAUACUGCGACCUGGAGCUAGUCUUCAGUCAGUCUAAAGAACAUGAGGAGUACUGCGGCACACGCACAGAGCCCUGUCCACACUGCAGGUGCAAUGUGAUGCUGAGGGAGCAGGCCAUCCACCCUUUCCUUUGCGGCAGCCUCACCCCUCCCCAGGAGAGGAACAACAGCCGGGCCAGCCCUCCUCCAGGAGACCCCCAGCCUCCCGCGUCCUGGUUUGAAUCUAACUCCAUCAGGAACCACCUGCGAACUCAGGACCGAGGCCCCAAGAACAACAACAUCAGUGCAGCCGAGAACUUCAACAGAUAUGCUCCUCCUGACUGGAAGAACUCUGGUCCGAGGAACAUGUUGAACCACUUGCUUGAGGACAGUGACUUUGAGUCUCACAGCAGCAGGCUCUGGCCCCAACAAAACCUAUUGGACGAGGACUCCUCUGGGCUGGACUACAUGCUGGCCCUGAGCCUCCAGAGUGACAGUGAGACAGGGGCAGGGGGAGCUGGGGGGGCAGGAGGGGGACAGCCCAGCCCCUGGAGCUCCAUCUGGGACCAGAGACCAGCCAGCACCUCAGACAGCUCUCCCACAAUCUGCACCUCCUCCUUGACCGGCGGGGGGCCGGACCAGGGUUCAGCAGAGAUCAUGCUGCCCUGUGAGUUUUGUGAGGAGCUGUUUCCUGAGGAGGACCUCAUCUUGCAUCAGACUGGAUGCAGUCCGGCCUCUGCCUUUGCCUCCUUCAGUAAACAUGGCUCUUCUCCUCCCAGAGAGGACAGGACACCUCAGGACAACACCGGAUUUGUCUUCAAAAGCCUGAGUCAGCCCAACCGUCUGACCUCCAUGUUCUCCUCAUUCCCCCAGUACCCCCGGCCCCUGUCCCCCUCUUACAGCCCCCCUGCCAGCCCACUAGAGGGAGACAUACUCAUCCCCUGUGAGUUCUGUGGAGUGGCUCUGGAGGAGGCUGUGGUCUUUCAUCAUCAGGAUAAAUGUGACAUGCGGCCCCAGACUUCUCUCCAGCUGAACAAUAUGACAUCAUCUAAUAUGAAACCACUCAACUCGUCUAAGGAUAAAUCUCCAGAUUCUGCCAGAAGGAUAAAACACCAAGCAGACGUACCAGAUGACUUUUUCCGAUUUGACGAGGACACAUCAGCAGAGGCCAGUGUGUGGCCCCCUCACAGACAACCCUCCAACAGUGACCAGGCUCCUCGCGAAGCAGACGUGAGCGCUGGAGCGGCAUCUCAAAGAGGGCGAGCCGAAAAUAAAGAGGGGAGGGACAACCGAAGGACUCACGCCACAAAGUUGCCCAAAAAGCAGAAUGAAGAGCCACAAGACGAGUGACUAACCCCUUUUUUUAAUAUAAAUCUAUGUCCCAUAUAAAAAGUAACACCUCCCAUUCUAAAGAAGUGCCUGCAUUAUUGUCCUGAUUACACUGGACACCAAAUCACACACAUAUUCGGUUUCAUCUUGUGUCUGCGUAUUUUGAACGAGCAAGCCAACGUUUUCCAAAAUGAUGGCAGCCUAAAAUGCCUGGGAUCAGAGCUUUCAUUCCCUCUCACAGUCCUGUCUCGUCUCGUCAGUGUUCCUAUUCCACUCAAGCACUUUUAUUAAUGAUCUUAUCAAAAAGGGCUUAUCAAAAGUAUAUGACAAUGCUUGUUGUAGUUAUUUACUAAAAAUGUUAUGGUUUUUAUACUGUUACUUUUUUCUGUUUUUAAAAAAUUCAGCUGUAACUGUCGUGAUAAACAUACAUUCUAUUUACUUGCAAUAAUGUAUUUGUAACCUCUAAAUGAAUAUAUAAAGUAGGAUUUCAUGGAUGCACAUCAGUGUUUUUUAUGAGGACCAUAGCUUAGACCUUUUGGCACAUGCUUGGCCUUUUGUGGAGCUAUUCUAAAUAUAAAGUCUUGUGUUGUUAUAUUUGAUUCAAUUGUUAUCUCAGUUUAAAACAAGUAACAUAAAACAUUAAAUUUUAAAGUCUGUUCUUCAA